Platichthys flesus (European flounder) is the source of this 2847-nucleotide messenger RNA. Its product is annotated as sodium-dependent neutral amino acid transporter B(0)AT1-like. The transcript has 12 exons. The record is from RefSeq and is a predicted model, not a curated record. The coding region runs from base 202 to 2115 and encodes 637 amino acids. Gene Ontology annotation, cellular component: membrane. NCBI's taxonomy places the organism in Eukaryota, Metazoa, Chordata, Actinopteri, Pleuronectiformes, Pleuronectidae. Gene Ontology annotation, biological process: sodium ion transmembrane transport.
AAUGUGGUUUGGGUGUCAUAGGUCGCAGGUAAUACCUCAGUGUCGCCUCCCAGGACACUUAGUUGAGGUGAGAGACUUUGAGCGAGAAACAGUGAACAGACUAUCAGUGAGUUUCAGAGAGGACUCUUGUGAAACGGGAGACUCAGCGGUGACCGUUUUUUCAAUUCUGUGUCCCGUGAAGUUAUUAACAAAGAAGCCACGAUGAAGCUGAAACUGCCAAACCCAGGACUGGAUGACCGGAUCCCCUCUCACGAGGACCUGGAGAGGAUGGAGAAAGAGGAGACCGAAGGGAGUGACCGGCCCAAAUGGGACAACAAAGCCCAGUACCUGCUCACCUGUGUCGGCUUCUGUGUGGGACUGGGCAACGUCUGGAGGUUCCCUUACCUGUGUCAGAGUCAUGGAGGAGGAGCGUUUAUGAUCCCAUUCCUUAUCCUGCUGGUUCUGGAAGGAAUCCCGCUGCUGCACCUGGAGUUCGCCAUCGGUCAGCGUCUAAGGAAAGGCAGCGUCGGAGUAUGGAGGUCAAUCAACCCCCAUCUGACUGGAAUCGGUGUUGCAUCCUUGCUUGUCUCCCUGUUGGUGGGUAUGUACUACAACACCAUCAUGGCCUGGAUCAUGUGGUAUCUCUUCAACUCCUUCCAAAACCCUCUGCCCUGGAGCCAGUGUCCUCUCAAUGCUAACAGGACAGGUGUGGUGGAGGAGUGCGCACGGAGCAGCACUGUUGACUACUUCUGGUACAGAGAGACCCUGAACACCUCGACAGCCAUCGAUGAGUCUGGGGGCCUGCAGUGGUGGAUUGUGCUGUCCCUGGUAGCUGCCUGGAGUUUGCUGUAUGUCUGCUGCAUCCGGGGGAUAGAGACUAGUGGAAAGGCUGUGUACGUCACGUCCACUCUGCCAUAUUUGGUCCUCACCAUCUUCCUCAUCAGAGGGCUGACUCUGAAGGGUUCUUUUGAGGGGAUCAAGUUCCUCUUCACGCCAGACGUGAAUGAGUUAAUGAAUCCAGCAACCUGGCUGGAUGCAGGGGCCCAGGUUUUCUACUCCUUCUCUUUGGCUUUUGGAGGUCUCAUCUCUUUCUCCAGUUACAACUCUGUUCACAACAACUGCGAGCAGGACGCUGUUCUCAUCUCCCUCAUCAAUGGCUGCACCUCGGUGUACGCGGCAACGGUGAUCUAUUCCAUCAUCGGCUUCAGAGCAAUGCAAAACUUCGACGACUGCAUCGGAGACAACGUCUUGCAGCUGUUGAACACCUUCAACUAUCCUGAAGACAGCAUCACAGGCAGCAACUACGAAGAGGUCCUGACCCACCUCAACCAAACACAGCCACUUGUCAUCGCAGGAUUGCCUUUACAGACCUGUGACAUGCAGGUUUUUCUCAGUCAGGGUGUAGAGGGAACUGGAUUGGCCUUCAUCGUAUUCACAGAGGCCAUCAUCAAGAUGCCUAUUUCCCCUCUCUGGGCGGUUCUCUUCUUCGUCAUGCUCUUCUGCCUCGGCCUCUCGACUAUGUUCGGCAACAUUGAGGGAGUGGUGGUCCCUCUGCAGGACCUCGGAGUGUUGCCUCGAUCAUGGCCCAAAGAAGUCUUCUGCGGUCUGACUUGCUUAGGUUCUCUUCUUCUUGGGCUAAUAUUCGCUCAGCGCUCUGGAAACUACUGGCUAGCCCUUUUUGACAGCUUUGCAGGCUCUAUACCCCUUCUGGUCAUUGGGCUCUGUGAAAUGGUCUCUGUUGUCUACAUCUACGGCAUAGAUAGGUUUAACAAGGACAUUGAGUUUAUGAUUGGCCACAAGCCCAACAUUUUCUGGCAGGUGACAUGGAGAUUCAUAAGCCCACUCAUUAUGGUCGUCAUCUUGGUGUUUUACGUUGUUACCCAAGUCACCCAGAGUCCCACCUACUUGGUCUGGGACGAGGCAGCGGAGAGUUUCCCAACCCUGGAGGCUCGUUCAUUUCCAUCCUGGAUCUACACCAUCAUCUUCAUUCUGGCUGGAAUCCCCUGUUUAAGCAUCCCUGGAGUUGCCCUCUACAAAUUCAUUCAGAGGAAAUGCUGCAAGCAAGAGGACUACAGUGACAAGACAGUGGACAGCAUCUCCGCAACUGUAGCAAUGAGCGAGAAAAUUAAGUUUUAAAUAGCUUCAAAGUAUUUAAAAACAAAGCAAAGAGAAAAUAGACCUGCUCUAUUUUUUGUACAUACAGUAAUACAUUUUGGGUUUCUUUUUUGUUGCCAUGUACAGUGAAAGAAGAGUAGAAUAGAGACUGAAUUUUCUGUAAAAUACUUGUUUUGUAAUUAAUUAUAUGUUAUUACUAUUGUAAUAUUAGUUGCCUGUUAUUGUGUCAUGAUUUGUACAUUUGACAUUUGGGGGAAAAUACUAAUUUGCUUGCUUUCUUAGCAUGGAGACUGGAAACAAAGGAAAGCAGCUAGCUUAGCUCUGUCUUAACAUCUCAGCUCAUCAUCUAUACGUGAAAAAAAUGAAGAGCAAAAAUCAUUAUUAGUAGUUGAGCAAAGCUAGAUCCAUGUUUCCAGUCUUUCUGCCCAAACCUGCUGCUAGCUGUAGCUAUUCAUAGCUACUUGUCAAAAUGAUCAUCGUUAUAAAAACCACUGCAUUAUGCCUAAUAUUUACAAUAUACAUAUGUCUUUGUUUUAACAUGUUGUAAAUUAUCUUCAAUGUCAGAGCUGAUUCUUGUAUACUUUGACCUCCUGUACCUUCUUUCUCUUAUAUUACACCACAUGCACUUAGCCUGCAAUAAAAGCCCCAAGUUACGACUUGUACAUUUUCUUCGCCCCAGCUCAGACUAAAGAACAGAAUCAUGUGGUUACUGUUAGGUAUAUGUGCUAUUAAAAUAAAUCAUGUGGAAUAUCA